AUGGCUCACCAUGAGAUCUCGCCAGCAAUCCUUUACUGGGGCACCCCAGUAGUGUUGAUUAGCACUACAAACCCUGACGGCAGUGCCAACAUAGGUCCAAUGUCAUCAGCUUGGUGGCUUGGGCACGGCUGCAUGCUGGGACUGGACGCUUCUUCCCAGACCACGCAAAAUAUGCUUCGCACAAAGCAGUGUGCGUUGAAUCUUACUUCGGACAAUAUGGCAGCAAAUGUCAACGCAUUGGCUCGAACCACCGGCACCGAUCCAGUCCCAGGCUCAAAACAAGACAGAGGCUACGAGUUUGUCAAGGACAAAUUCGGAUGCGCCGGGCUGACGCCUCUGCCUUCAAAGAAUGUCGCUCCACCCGGCAUCAAAGAAUGCCCCGUGAGCAUGGAGGCAGAAGUAGUGGCGGUACAUGAAAUGUUUGGAGGAAGGACCGUGCAAGGUUUGAUCCUCGCCAUCGAGGUCAGGAUUCUGCGAGUCAGCAUCCAUGAGGAACUCAGACUCAUUGGCUUUCACAAUCGCGUCGAUGCGGACAAAUGGAAGCCGUUGAUCAUGAUGUUUUGUGAUUUCUACGGCCUUAGGGAUGGGAAGCUGAAGCAUUCGAGGCUGGCAGAGGUCGAGGAGGAGUUGUAUAGAGGACUGACCGAAACGACGGGGGAGAUAGAAAAUGAGGCGGACAACGAUUUUGGGGAGCAUGUGAUCGGUCUGACUGCGUCAUGCCAUUAG
This is a messenger RNA of Fonsecaea erecta, 726 nucleotides long. RefSeq lists its product as hypothetical. Lineage: Eukaryota; Fungi; Ascomycota; Eurotiomycetes; Chaetothyriales; Herpotrichiellaceae. The transcript has a single exon. Gene Ontology annotation, molecular function: FMN binding. The record is from RefSeq and is a predicted model, not a curated record. Bases 1 to 726 code for a protein of 241 amino acids.